Molecule: messenger RNA, 642 nt
Organism: Angiostrongylus costaricensis
Lineage: Eukaryota; Metazoa; Nematoda; Chromadorea; Rhabditida; Metastrongylidae
Source: the annotation of a GenBank genome assembly
AUGUCACUCAAUGGAAUUUGCAACGGUAACGAAGAUGUGGUGUCGGAAAAGCAACUGUUCGAUGCUCUUUAUGGAAUGGAGGUUUUUCGGUUAGGCGAGUUUUACCUCAAGUCUGGUCAGCUCACUCCAAUCUACAUUGAUCUUCGUCGCGUUAUCAGCAACCCACGAACACUGCAUCUAGUUGCUCAAGCUGUUUGCGAUUUCGUUAUCGCUAAGGGGCUCGUUUACGACUGUGUAGUAGGUGUUCCUUAUGCUGCGCUUCCGCUAGCCACACACGUAAGCAACAUAUUGGACGUCCCUAUGCUCAUGAAGCGAAAAGAAUCGAAGUCGUAUGGGACGAGGAAGCUUGUAGAGGGUGUUUAUGCUACGGGCGAUACGGUCCUUUUAAUAGAAGAUGUUGUUACCACAGGCGAAUCCGUACGUGAAACAGCGGAGGCUCUUCGAGAAGAAGGUCUGAUGGUUACAGAUGCCAUAGCUGUUUUAGACAGACAGCAAGGAGCGACAGAAAACUUAGCCGAUGAUGAAAUUGACUUCCAUAGCAUUUUAACAAUGGAAAGAAUCCUCGAUGGUAUGAUAGAAAAGAAGAAGAUCACCACCGAAAGGAAGUGUGAGAUCAUAGAACAUUUGAAGAAACCCUUCUGA